Chionomys nivalis (European snow vole) is the source of this 9237-nucleotide messenger RNA. It is a transcript of the gene Myo15b, whose product is annotated as myosin XVB. The record is from RefSeq and is a predicted model, not a curated record. Gene Ontology annotation, molecular function: ATP binding; protein binding; cytoskeletal motor activity. NCBI's taxonomy places the organism in Eukaryota, Metazoa, Chordata, Mammalia, Rodentia, Cricetidae. Gene Ontology annotation, cellular component: cytoskeleton; myosin complex.
AUGGGCGGAAGCAAGGGCAAAGCACCCCAGCGUAGGGCUCGACCAGGGAAGCCAGCCUCAGCGGAGCAGGAGUCAGGGUCCGCCAGCGCUGACGGCGCCACCAGCCACAGUCGCAGACCUGCCCGCGGCAAAGUCCACAAGACCAGGCCCGCUAAGGAGCCCGAUGCCACCGCUGGAGGCCGCAGGAAGCCCACUGAAGAGGCAAGCCACCGCUGCAGAAAUGUAGGGACUGGGACGUCACUGGAGACCCAGGAGAGGCAGGGCAGCUCGCAGCGUCGGGGCCACAGGUCCACGGGGAGCCGUGAGCCCAGGCACAGUCGUGGGGAGCUCCCCGAGGAACAGAGACACGUUGAAGAAGAAGAGUGGACCAUCAAGCACGGCCGCCACAGGAAAGGAAAGGAGCGGGGACCUUCGGCUCCGCCAGGCGGUGGAGAGACUCCUGGCAGGGAUGGGGACACGUCGGGCGGCGAUGGUGGUAGCUCGUGCCUGGACAGUGAACACCGCGAGGCCCUGGACAGCAGCAGCCAGGGUGGUGGGGCCUCGGAGCGACCAAUCAAGACCAAGCCUUCUGACACAAGCACAGAAGGCGCCCUUAUCAGAAGACCGGAGUCAAUGGACAACGACCAUCAGGGCAAUGAUGGACAGGCCUUGGAGCUCCCGAGCAGGGAAGGGCCGUUGGGGACAGGAUCUCAGGGAACGAGUGAUGAUUCCCGGACAGAUACAGACUCAAGUCCGGAGUGGCCCGGGCACAGACGUCGCCUGCAGAAGACCCCAGGAACCUCAAGCUGCGUCCCUGAGUCCCAGGAGACAGAGCUGAGCAGGGAAGCCGCAGCCUCCAGCUCCCUCGAAAGCAGCUGUGCAAGCGCCCCCAGGGGUUCUCAGGGUCCUCGGGACUCCAAAGCGAACGCAGACACCAGUGACGUCGAGGCCCAGCCAAAGGCUGAGCUGCAGGACACUGAGCCUGAGACAGCGGAGGCCCCCAGGGCUCAGCGCCUCCAUGUCGGAGAGGUGCCAGGGAAGGUGCAAGUGAGCGAGAGGGACACGGGAGCCAGAGAAGGAGCAGGUGCAGGGGACCGGCGACCCCGGGACCCGGCGCCGCUGGCUGCACUCGUGGUGUUCCGCAAGCUGCGCGCGAGGGCCCCGACUGGCGCGUCUCCCCAGCUCGCGGGUGGCCUCCACAUGGGCCUCAAGGCGCGGCUGCAGCGUGUGGCGCGGGCCCUAGGCCUCCUGCGCUGGCUGCGACUGCGGCUGGAGCAACGUCGGAGUGAUGAGCGCAGGGCGAGCCCGCAGGAGCAGGAGGAGCGCGGCCGCGAGAGGGCGCUCGAGGCGCGGGGCGGGGCGCCUGGGCUACCGCGCUGGCGGGCCAUAAGCCUGGCCUGCCGGGCGGUGCUCCGGGGACCGUCGCGGGCGCCCCCUGGCGGCAGUCUGAGCCCUCCGCAGGCGCUGACUAGCUCAGGCUCAGCCGGUGCCUCUGUCGUCGAGGAUGCAGCUUCAGAUCCAAAGUUCGCGGUGGUCUUCCCCCGGGUCCAUAGUGCGGAGGAGUCGUGCAGCAGCAGCUCAGGAGCAUCCACGGACGCCCCCACUGGGGAGGGCCACGUUUCGUCUCCUGCAGGGCCUACAGAAUGCAGGGAGGAGCAAGGGGCUAGUGAAGAAGGGGUUGUCAGGUCCGGACAGGCUUCCUCCUUUUCUCCGUCUUCCCCCAGUGGGACCCCACCGGAUGAGAACCAGAGCGAAGCAGAGCCAGAGACCUUGGAAGUGGAGACUCGGGUGCACUGGGCACAGGGCUCUACUCCCUGUGUAGACCCUGAGCUUGGCUCUGAUUCUCUGCUGCCUCAACUUACCUUGGAGACUCGCCUAAGGCAUAACAGCCCCUGCAGGUCCCCAAGGGAGCGGUGGGAGCCAGAGGAUGACGCUGAGGCAGCACUGGAAAGGGACCUGGAGCUGAGCCUCCAGAAGGACCUAGAGAUGCUACCCUUCCCGUGUGUUAAGGCCACGAGUCUCCCAGAGGGCCUGGAAGACAUUGAGGACCUCGCUCGGCUGCGGCUGGUGUGUGACAGUUCUGUGCUACUCUGCCUUAAGAAGAGGUUCCACCUGGGCCGCAUCUACACUUUUGGGGGGCCCUUACUGCUUGCACUGAACCCCCACCAGCCACUGCCUCUCUUCUCACCUGAGGUCUUGAACAGCUACCAUCCCAGGAAGGCCUCGAACACCACACCGCACAUCUUUGCUGUUGGGGCAGCAGCCUAUAGCCUGUCUCAGAGCCCUGGACAGGACCCCUGCAUCCUGCUGGGGGGCUACAGUGGCUCUGGGAAGACCGAAGCUGCCAAGAGGAUUGUGGAGUUUCUAAGCAUCCUGGGGCAGAAGCAGACGGAGGCAGGAGGGGCUCAGCUGGAGGACAUACUGCCCGUGCUCAGCAGCUUCGGCCAUGCCAAGACCAUCCUCAACGCCAAUGCCAGCCGCUUUGGCCAGGAGUUCUGCCUCUGCCUGCAGCAGGGAGUCACGGCAGGCGCCUCUGUGUUCCACUAUCUGCUUGAGACCUCCAGAGUGGUGUUUCAGGUAAGGACCUGCCUGCCUCCUGCCCACUCUUUCCCAGUUCUGAAAGUUAGAAGGCGGAGGAGCCACAGCCCCCAAGUCCUCCCCACCCCCAAGCCAGUUUUUCUCCCCAAGGCCCAGUCUGAACGAAGCUUCCAUGUUUUUUAUGAGCUGCUGGCAGGGUUGGACUCUGAGGAUCGUGAGAAGCUCUCUCUGCAGGGACCUGAGGCCUACUACUACCUCAAUCAGGGCCGAGCCUGCAGGCUCCAGGACAAGGAGGAUGCUCAGGACUUCAAAAGGCUGCUGAAGGCCCUGCGGGUGCUGGGCUUGUGUGCAGAGGAGCUGACUGAAGUCUGGGCUGUGCUGGCCACCAUCCUGCACCUGGGAAACAUCUGCUUCUCUUCCUCAGAGCGGGAGUCCCAAGAGGUGGCUGCUGUGUCCAGCUGGGCUGAGAUUCACUUGGCAGCCCGGCUGCUACAGGUGCCACCAGAGUGCCUAGACGGGGCAGUCACCAAGAGGGUUAUGGACACGCCCUAUGGCCGGGUCUCCAGAUCUCUGCCGGUGGAAAGUGCUAUCGAUGCCAGGGAUGCCCUAGCCAAGACCCUGUACACAAGGCUCUUCAGCUGGCUUCUGAAGCUGAUCAACGUGCGGCUGGCUCCACCAAGGGAAGCAGCCGGUGUGGGCACCAUCACUGUCGUGGACGUCUAUGGCUUUGAGGCACUGCGGGUGAACGGCUUGGAGCAGCUGUGCAGCAACCUGGCCAGCGAGCGUCUGCAACUCUUCUCCAGCCAGAAGCUGCUGGCCCAGGAGGAGGAGGAAUACCAGCGGGAGAUGCUGAGCUGGGUGCCCAUAACCCAGCCUCCGAGGGAGUCCUGCCUAGACCUCCUGGUGGGCCAGCCCCACAGCCUUCUGAACAUACUGGACGCCCAGACAUGGCUCUCCCAGGCCACAGACCACACCUUCCUCCAGAAGUGCCACUAUCACCAUGGUGACCACCCAAGCUAUGCCAAACCUCAGCUGCCCCUGCCCAUCUUCACCGUGCGGCACUAUGCUGGGACCGUCACCUAUCAGGUGCACAAGUUCAUAAUCAGAAACAGGGACCACCUGGACUCUGCCAUGGUGGAGAUGCUUGGACAGAGCCAGCUGAAGCUUGCGGGCAGCCUGUUCCAGGAAGCAGAACCAGAGGGAGAGAGAGAGCAGAGAAAACGCACUCUGGCCUCUCGAUUCCAGCAGUCCCUGGGGGACCUGCUAGCCCGGCUAGGCAGGAGCCGUGUCUAUGUCAUCCACUGUCUCAAGCCCACCCCUGGAAAGCUCCCUGGCCUCUUUGAUGUGGGGCAUGUAGCAGAGCAGCUGUACCAGACUGGCAUCCUGGAGACCAUAGGCACCCGAAGUGCCCACUUCCCCGUGCGAGCGCCCUUCCGGCUCUUCCUGGCCAGGUUCCGGGCCCUGGGAUCCGGGAGCCAGGAAACUCUCUCUGACCGGGAGAGGUGUGGAACCAUCCUCAGCCACGUGCUGGGGGCCGAGUCUCCAGUCUAUCAUCUCGGAGCCACCCAGGUCCUACUGCAGGAGCAGGGCUGGCACCAGCUAGAGCAGCUAUGGGCUCAGCGACGCUCGCGGGCCCUGCUCACUCUACACCGAGGACUCCGAGCCUGUAUCACCCGCCGGCGCCUACGCCUCCUGCCCCGAAUGCAGGCUCGCGUGCGUGGACUCCAAGCCAGGAAGCGAUACCUCCGGAGGAAGUCAGCUCUGGGACAGCUGAACGCUAUCCUCCUUGUAGCUCGGCCCCUGCUCCAGAGACGACAGAGACUCCAGCUUGAACAUUCCCGUGGCCCGCAGAGCGGGGAGGCCUGGGGGAAACAGUCAAGGAUGGACCUGGGGCGCUUGGAGAUCCCAGCCCAGCUGGCUGCUCUGCUGCGGACAGCAGAAGGCCACCAGGGCACCCUGGCUGGGAGCAUCACAGAGUCCCUGCCACCUGAGGUUCCUGUCCGGCCCAGCCUGACCCUCCCUCCGGACAUUGACCAGUUUCCCUUCUCCAGUUUCGUGUCCUCCAGUUUCCAGAAGCCAUAUCUGCCUAGACCGGGGCAGCUACUGGAUGAGCCCCUGACCCGCAUGAAUGGCGAGAACCCUCAGCAGGCUCUGGAGAUUAAUAGGGUGAUGCUGCGUCUCCUGGGGGAAGGAUCCCUGCAGCCCUGGCAGGAACAGACCAUUGGCACGUUCCUGAUACGGAAGGCACAGCACCAGCCGGGACUUCGGGAUGAGCUCUUCAGUCAGCUGGUGGCCCAGCUGUGGCACAACCCAGACGAGCAGCAGAGUCAGCGUGGCUGGGCCCUGAUGGCCGUCCUCCUCAGCUCCUUCCCCCCCACGCCUGCCCUGCAGAAGCCGCUGCUCAAAUUCGUAUCUGACCAGGCCCCCCGGGGCAUGGCGGCAUUGUGCCAGCACAAGCUCUUGGGUGCCCUGGAGCAAACACCGCUAGUUCCCAUGGCCUCAAGGGCCCACCCACCCACGCAGCUUGAGUGGAAGGCUGGAUUGCGGCGGGGCCGGAUGGCCCUGGAUGUGUUCACAUUCAAUGAGGAGAGCUACUCUGCAGAGGUGGAGUCCUGGACCACGGGAGAGCAGUUAGCAGGGCGGAUCCUCCAGAGCAGAGGCCUGGAGGUGCCCCCUCGUGGCUGGUCUGUGUCACUGCAUUCUGGGGAUGCUUGGCAAGACCUGGCUGGUUGUGACUUUGUGUUGGACCUGAUUGGCCAGACUGAGGACUUCGGAGACCCAGCUGGUUCCCGCAACUACCCCAUCACUCCCUUUGGUUUAGCUGAGAAGAUCCCUCCAGCCCCUGGUGUUCAGGCUCCCUCCCUGCCCCCAGGACUCCCUCCAGGUCCAGCCCCAACACUGCCCGGCAGCAGCCCCCCAGGUGAGGCCAGGAAGCCGGGAAGCCUCGAUGGUUUUCUGGACCACAUCUUCGAGCCGGUUCUCUCCGGGGGCUUCAGUGAUCUGGAACAAGGCUGGGCCCUGAGUAGCCGUAUGAAGGGAGGGGGCUCCAUUGGGCCCACCCAGCAGGGUUACCCCAUGGUGUAUCCAGGAAUGGUGCAGGCACCCAGCUACCAGCCAGCUAUGAUGCCCGCACCAAUGCCCAUGAUGCCAGCAAUGGGCGCAGUCCCAACCAUCCCAGCCGUGAUGGUCCCACCACAGCCUCUGCUUCCCAGUUUGGACUCCAGGCAGCUGGCGGUACAGCAGCAGAACUUUAUCAACCAGCAGGCGAUGAUCUUGGCCCAGCAGAUGACGACCCAGGCCAUGAGCCUGUCUCUAGAGCAACAGAACCAGAGACGCCAGCACGGGGCUCAGGCCUCAGCGGCUGCCUCCCAGGCUCCACCCUCCGUCACGGUUCCCAAGCCCCAGAAGCCGACUGCGCCCCAGAAGACGCUAAAGAGUUGCUCAGAACCUUUGGAUGUUUCCUUUACAGAGGACACUCCAGAGGAAACUGAAGCCAGGCCUCAGCGCCCCAGGAGCUUCCAGCAGAAACGGGACUAUUUCCAGAAGAUGGGGCAAGAGCCAAUCAGGGUGAAGACCGUGAAGCCUCCGGUCAAGGUUCAGAUCCCCCAGGAGGAGACAGAGGAGAGUGAGGAGGAAGAAACAGCUGAGCCGACCCUGCCACCUCCUCCUCCAGUUGUGAAGAAGCCAUUGAAACAAAGUAAGCCCAAAGCCGCGAGGGAAGAUGAAGCAGAACCAGCAAAGAAGGAAGUGCCCAACAAGGACAGAACACCCAAGGUCAGAACGCCCACCCAGGACAGAGCACCCACCCAGAACAGAGCGCCCACGGUGCACAGCUCCAACUCCACACCCCAGCGCCCGGAACCCAGCAGGGAAAUUCGCAACAUCAUCCGCAUGUACCAGAGCCGCCCGGGCCCCGUGCCUGUGCCCGUACAACCCACCAGGCCUGUGAAAACUUUUCAGAAGAAAAAUGACCCUAAGGAUGAGGCUUUGGCAAAGCUGGGAAUAAACGGUGCCCACUCGCCGCCAUCGAUGAUGUCUCCUGACCAAAGCAAGGGCUCCCCACCUGUUGUGGCUCCUCGACCCAAGACUCGACCACGACUUGAGCCCUCCCUAUCCAUCCGGGAAAAGCAGGGACCCCUUCGGGACUUGUUUGGCCCCCAUAGCCCAAGUCCAUCCAUAACUCCGGCACCCCCACCUCCACCACCACCAGCACUUCCAUUGUCUCCACCUGAGGAACCCAAGACCCGUUCAGUGGAGUCUCGUGCCCUGACGGAGCCCAUGGAGGAUCGGGGGAUCUCUACUCAGCUCCUCGUGCCAUCUGGUAGUGUGUGCUUCUCCUACACAAAUGCACCCUGGAAGUUGUUCUUACGCAAGGAGGUGUUCUACCCCCGGGAGAACUUCAGCCACCCCUACUGUCUCAGCCUUCUCUGCCAGCAGAUCCUGAGGGACACCUUUGCAGAGUCCUGCAUCAGGAUCUCCCAGGAGGAACGGCACAAAAUGAAAGACCUGCUGGGAGACUUGGAGGUGAGCCUGGACUCCCUUGACACUGCUGAAGACACCAUCAAAAAACGCAUCGUGGUGGCCGCUCGAGACAACUGGGCCAAUUACUUCUCACGCAUCUUCCCAGUUUCGGGUGAGAGCGGCAGUGACGUGCAGCUCCUGGGUGUGUCGCACCGGGGACUGAGGCUGCUGAAGGUAACCCAAGACCCUAGCUUCCACCUGGAGCGGCUGAAGACACUCUGCUCCUACAGCUUUGCUGAGGUGUUGGCUGUGGAGUGCAGCGGCGGCUCCACCCUGGUGCUGUCACUGAAGAACGAGCAGCUGAUGCUGCACACAGCCCAAGCCAGGGCCAUCAAGGCCAUGGUGGAGCAGUUCCUGAGUGAGCUCAAGAAGGACUCUGGCUACGUCAUUGCUCUGCGCAGUUACAUCACUGAUGACCACAGCCUCCUCAGCUUCCAGCGUGGGGACCUCAUCAAGCUGCAGCCAGGGGUCUCUCCGGAGCCAGGCUGGCAGUUUGGCUCUGUUGGAGGCCGCUCGGGACUCUUUCCUGCUGACAUGGUGCAGCCAGCUGCUGCUCCGGACAGCUCCUUUUCCCUGGGACAGAGAAACAGCUGGCAGCGUAAAUCACGGCAGCUGAAGGAGUCAGCUCAGGAGCGCCCCACCCAUCCCAGGAGCCAAGAACCCAGCGAAGGCUCAGAGGCCACCUCGUACACAGCCUACAGCUCCCUGUCUGCUGACUCCCACAGCUACACCAUGCAGGAAUUUGCCGUGCGCUACUUCCGGAAGCCUCAUACAUCGCUGACACAGGCAGGCAGAGGUGCCAAGAAGAAGGCUGCAGCCAACCUGAUCCAGUACACCAAGGACCCCAUCCAGGAAUCCCUCAUCAGUCUCAGAAAUGAGGACAUGAACAAGAGGGCUGUGGCUGGCUUCAAGGCUCUGAUGCAGUUUAUGGGGGACCAGCCUAAGCCCCGGAGCACAGACCAACUGGCUCUGCUCUAUGAGCUGCUGAAGCUGUGCCAAGAGGACCUCAGAGAUGAGAUGUACUGCCAGGUCAUCAAGCAAGUCACAGAACACCCUGAGCCGAAGCACUGUGCUCUGGGCUGGAGCAUCCUCAGCCUCUUCACGGGCUUCUUUGCACCAUCCAACACUCUGAUGCCCUAUGUGACCAAGUUCCUGCAGGAUUCCAGCCCUAGCCAAGAACUGGCCAAGAGUAGCCAGGAGAACCUCCAGCGCACGGUUAAAUAUGGGGGGCGCCAGAAGUUACCACCACCGGGUGAAAUGCAAGCUUUUCUGAAAGGGCAAGCGCUUCGUUUGCUUCUGAUUCAUCUGCCUGGGGGUGUGGACUACAGGACAAGCAUAGAGACCUUCACGGUGUCAGGGGAAGUGCUGCAGGAGCUGUGUGGACAGAUGGGCAUCACAGACCCGCAGGAAGUGCAGGAGUUUGCCCUCUUCCUCAUCAAAGGAGAAGGUGAGCUGGUUCGGCCACUGUCACCCCAUGAGUACCUCAACAGUGUCAUGACAGACCAGGACAUGAGCCUGCACAGCCGGCGGCUUGGCUGGGAGACCCCACUGCAUUUCGACCACCCCACCUACACCGAAAUCCACUAUGGCCAGGUGCUUCGGGACUACCUGCAAGGGAAGCUGAUGAUCAGUGCCCAGGAAGAUGCUCAACUUGCCCGGCUGGCUGCCCUCCAACACCUCAGGAAAGCCAGCAAAAGUCCGCCAUCGGAGCAAGAGCUGCUGGCUUACAUCCCCAAGCCACUGCAAUGGCAGGUGAACACAGCCAGCAUCAAGAGCUUAGUGAGCCAGGAGCUGAAGCAGAUGCAAGGCUGCAGCUCGCUGAGCGCACAGACGGACUUCAUCGAGACCACGGCCCAGCUGCCCCUCUUUGGCUACACUGUGUAUAUGGUCCUGAGAGUGAGCAAGCUUGCUCUUCCUGGACCUGUCCUCCUGGGGCUCAACCGCCACCAUCUUGUCCUCAUGGACCCCAGCUCCCAGAAACCCUGCUGCUCCAUCCCCUUGAAAGACCUGCAGCGGCUCCACCUGCUCAGCCCACUGCAGGACGAUGGGGUCCCUGGCCUGGAACUCAACUAUGGCUCCGCUGAUAACCCCAAGACCAUCUGGCUGGAGCUGCCCCAGGCCCAGGAGCUGAAGCACACCAUUGUCUUCCUGAUGGAGGAGGGCAGCAUGUCCUCCACGCAGUGGCCAGGCCUUGGCUGA